Saccharomycopsis crataegensis is the source of this 3441-nucleotide messenger RNA. RefSeq lists its product as uncharacterized. NCBI's taxonomy places the organism in Eukaryota, Fungi, Ascomycota, Saccharomycetes, Ascoideales, Saccharomycopsidaceae. The coding region runs from base 1 to 3441 and encodes 1146 amino acids. The record is from RefSeq and is a predicted model, not a curated record. The transcript has a single exon.
AUGCUGCCAUUCACGACAUCUGUGCCGCCUCCAGCCCGAGUCUCGACUGCACUCUCUAGCAACCAUCAGGAGCCAUUUGACAAUAUUCUAUCACCAUUAAAACCAUCCUCAGACAUAGACUCAUGGCCAAAGAAACUAGCACUACCAAAUCCAUCACUUUCCAGCCCCUCUACCACUCUUGAUUCAGAUACCGAAAUAGCCGCCGAACAAGUGCAAGGCUGUGGCUAUCCAGAACCGGAAAUCGACCAACCUCAUAAAGUAGGCCAUCAUCGACAUUGCACCAUCCAACCAAAUGCUCUGAAAGUUCCCUCUUCCUAUUCCAUAUUAUCCUAUGAAUCAGACGAGUUACCUAAAGCGUCAUCUUUGCCAAAAAUGUCUCCUUCGCUACUACCUGAUAGCCUGCUUUCCAGCAACCCUUCGAAUACUGCAGAUAACGAAAUAUUGCAUUCGGAUUGCCAUAGUACCGCAAAUGAUCUGAACUUAAAUACCACCAACACUACGCCCGGAACUUCUGUUGAUAAUGUUUCUGGUGCUAUCGCAUCAUCUUCAGAUAAAAUUAUGCCUUUUCAUGGAGAAAUUGAAAGAUGCCAAGCUUGUCAUGGUGACAAAUGUUUUGAUUGUCGAUCUCAGGUGUCGAUCUCCAAGGAAAAUAUGUCAAAGGAACAACAGAAUAGCAAGCCAGAUUGUCCUCCACCUUAUAAAAUUCCUCCAACGUACCAAGCUCUUUCAGAUAGCAAAGAAAUAGAUCCAUACAAAGAUAACCUCUUUUAUCAAACUCCGGAAGAAGUAGAGUAUAGGAUUGAGGCCAAUACUCCAUUGUCUACACAUUUACCAUCGUAUUCUACUACAAAGUAUCGACUUGCGGUCAAUCUAGUGAGAUUUGAAAAAAACCAUUUGGUUGAUCUCUUGAACGAAUCUAAUUUAUAUCAUGAGAUUAUUGAUAAUUCCAAGUGGCAGUUGAUGAUAACUGAGCUUAACGGUACACAGCUAAGUCUUUAUAAACUUGACUUGGAUAAAUUCACUCGAGAUGAAAUUAAUUAUGUCGACGAGUUGCAAAUGAUUGAUGAAAUACGUAAUGACAAACAGCAGUUUUAUAAUAACAAUCAAUUUCGCUCAGAGUAUUAUGAUCAUUCAUUUUUGAACUUCAGAGGGGCUGACGUUUUUGAGGCCAUAAACUUUGAUGAUGGGGUACUACGCUUGGAUGAAGGAUCUCAGUAUUGUUCUCAUUAUAAUAAGUAUCAUGGAUCCCACGAAAAAUCCAAAUUCAAGGCAAAACUCGAGACGUCAGCAGUGAAAAAGUCGAGUUUUUUCAAGAGCUUUGGAUUAUCCUCAUCAAAUACAUCAAUAACAGAUACUCCACUAGAAAUUACCAAUCUUAACACUUAUAGGAUCUUGAAGAAAAUUGUUAAGUUCCCUAGAAAAUUCAUGAACGAAUCCCGCCUUUUGAAAACACUUACACUUCAGUAUGGUCGCAUUGGUCUUGCCAAUGAUUUUGUGAUUUCUCGUAAAGAAUACUCGCAAAUCAGUAGUGUUUAUGGCCUGCAGCACUGCCCAACAAUAGAGAUCAAUAGCCAUAAUAUUCUUCGUCUUAGACUUGAGGUCUAUCAAUUUUUGAUCAACUUCAAGUUUCUUAAUGAAUUGGUAAAUUGGUAUAAUGCUUUGGUUACAAGUAUAGAUGCUUCGCUUGACAUUUCAGUUCGUGAGAUGCCUAAGUUCAAUAACGUUCCGUCUAGAAGACGCAGAAGACGAAGAGUACGUAAUAAUAAUGGUCAUCGUGGACGGUCUCAAAGGAUUCGAUCAAGAGCACUUAGCUCAGCUAGUGAAUUAUUAUCUAGAUCUAGAAGAGGAACUGUCACUAGCAAUAGUGAUAUAGGUAGUGCCAUCGCAUCUCCGCGACAUGGCCGCCAAUCAAGUACCGUUAGUGAUAUUCUGUUUAGUCCCCCAACCGGGGGUGGACUUGUUAUUGAUGAAGCCAAGCUUCAACAAACUCAAAAAAUUAGAGUUAAAAAUUCACCAUUUCUCAAUUACUUUUUAUCAGAGUUUGAUCCAAAUCCAAACCCGUCCAGAGAACCUACCAGGAAUCGUAGCGGCUCCGGCUCUUCAAAUAGACUUUUUCUGCGUUCAAGCAGAUCGAGUUUGAAAGAUAAUUCUAAUAUGAACCCUGCUGCACAAGAUAAUGGUCUUGUCAAUUCUAUUAGACGGAAAAAGUCUAACCUAACGCUUAAUCUUUUCAAGACGGAUGCCUCUAAAGCCUCUAAAAGUGGAGGAAUGGUGACUUCUGGAACUUCGCAGACAAAAACCUCCGUACCAAUUCCAAUCCAGAAAGUUUCCAGUAGCUCUUCGAUCCCAAACUUGAAUAUCAGUCCCACCAACCGUACAAGCCCGCUGAAGAAAACUUCUCUGACAUUUAAUCAAAGUCUAUUCAGAGAACGUUCCAGCUCAUUGAAUCAGUUAAAUAUUGCAAGGUCUCCAAAUAUGAAAUUCCUUGCACCGCAGCAAUCUUCUAGAGUCUCCAAUGGAAUGUUUGCCAAAGAGCGCCGUGACUCCACAAGCUCAAAAUUUACUCUUGGGGACGAACUAACCAGCCAUUUAUCGAGUUCUGUCAACAGUAAUGGUAACUUUUCCAGGGACCUACAUGAUUUUAUACUUGAUGGGGAUUCUGAAAGAAGAAAAAUUGGUUUCAUAAUUGCUAGUACGUCCAAUAUUGGGCCUACCGAUAUGGGCUCCCCUGGUGAUACUUCAUCGAUGGUUCUGUCAUCAAGACUGGAGCUGUCAUUUGAUAGAAUCUUUGGAAAUAUCGAGGAUGUUGUAAACGCCCCUUUGGGUUUUAAGGAGGAAACGUACAGUCAUGUCUCCAAUCUUGAAAGAUUUUCUAAGGAGACAUCGCAAGGGUUUGGAAACUUGUCAAAGAUUUUAAACCAAAAUUUCGAAGUGAAUGAAGCCGUGAAAAAAUUGGAGUCCAUAAGCAUACAUGCUAGAACAGAGCCUAGGCUUAAUGAAUGCGAUGAAAACGAAGCAGAGUGCGAUGAAUCGUUGGUGGUAGGAGAGCAUGAAGGUGAAGGUGAAGAGGAAGGUGAAGGUGAAGAGGAAGAUAAUGAGGAUGAAGAGGAUGAAGAAGAAGAAGAAGAAGAGGAUGAGGAGGAAGAUGCCUUGGGGAUGUAUGGUGCUAGUGAGGGUCUUUCUUGUGGAGGAAGUUAUAAAUGGAAUCCAUCAGAUAAUAAUCCAACACUCCGUAGAAUAGUGAAGGACUCUCUUAAGAGUAUGGCUGUACUCAGGUGUAUUGAUCCGUGGACCAACUCUAGAAUUGUUAGGAAAAGUGUGCCUCCGCGCCAUGGCGGAAUUAAGCAAGGGUUUGUUAACCGACGAAAAUUGAAUAGUGGUAGGCAGUUUUUUAGAUAUUAUGUGGUUAGCAUUGCUGGAAUUAUCCAAAUUGAACAGUGA